This is a messenger RNA of Terrapene triunguis (Three-toed box turtle), 708 nucleotides long. Its product is annotated as glycine N-acyltransferase-like. The record is from RefSeq and is a predicted model, not a curated record. Gene Ontology annotation, molecular function: glycine N-acyltransferase activity. The transcript has 4 exons. The coding region runs from base 1 to 708 and encodes 235 amino acids. NCBI's taxonomy places the organism in Eukaryota, Metazoa, Chordata, Testudines, Emydidae. Gene Ontology annotation, cellular component: mitochondrion.
AUGAUUAUCGUAGAUGAUCUGAUGAACUCUGCUUGUGAAAGCGAUGAAAUCGAGAAAGCCUUUACCAAGCUGGACCCGGACAUGAGGGUCUCGUCCCUGGAUGUCUCCCACUCCGACCUGCUGAAUGAGACGUGGGUUUUUGGGGGGAACGAGAAAAGCAGGAAAUACCUGGCCAGCCUGAUCCGCCACUUCCCCAGUGUCUGCCUGCUGGAUGCUGCUGGUCACCCGGUCAGCUGGAUUGCUUCAGACCUGUUUGGUGCCAUGGAGCCUGGCUACACUCUGCCCCAGCACCGGCGGCGCGGCUACAUGGGGAUGCUGACUAAUUUGAUAGCCAAGCGGUUGCACGCACUAGGCUAUCUCAGCUACGGCUUUGUGGCCAUGGAGAACUACCCCAUGCAGAGGUUGCAGGAGAGGCAGGGCUUCCAGCGCCAGCCUAGCCUGUGCUACUUCAUUCUUCACAACACAGCACUGGCAAAAGCCCCCACGUUAACCCCCAGCCCAGCACUAGGCACAGCCCCUGUCUACGUGCUCACCUGCCUCCUGCAUCUGCUCUGCUCCUCCUCCCCCGCUUCUCCUGGGGCAUCCUGCUCAGCGUAUUACAUCUAUAACUCCUCCACACAGGUGGCAUCAGACAACUCUGACUUCUACACCAACAUGUACGCAGAGUUCUACCAGGCUCUACUGGGCAGCGCGGACGUGAUCAACUGA